AUGUCGGCCUCUGGACUGAAAUUCGAGCUGGUAGUCCGCCUGUCUGCGACUGGCUCCCACAUUGUCGUAUACACCUCUGGCGCAGUACAUGCUGGUGCGCCAUUGAAUGUCUGUACACCCGCCAAGCCCUCCAUCACUCGCUUGCUGAUUCCCAAGUCGCCAAUUUUGACCCACCACUCUGGACCUGUCGAUAAAUAUUCUUUGGGUAAUCAGAAAGGAAACGCAACAAUGUCGGUGGAGAAGAUACCUUAG
This is a messenger RNA of Penicillium pulvis, 252 nucleotides long. RefSeq lists its product as uncharacterized. The transcript has a single exon. The coding region runs from base 1 to 252 and encodes 83 amino acids. The record is from RefSeq and is a predicted model, not a curated record. Lineage: Eukaryota; Fungi; Ascomycota; Eurotiomycetes; Eurotiales; Aspergillaceae.